AUGGCCACGCCAGGCAGCGGCGAGCAGGAUAGCCGGUACGUGCUGAGCGGUCCGCCGCUGACGGAGGAGGAGGUGGCGCGGGCCGAGCUGCCCCUGGCGCCCUACCUCGUGCAGAAGCUGGCCGCCCACGGGGACCGCGUCCUGCAGGUGGUGUUAGGCCAGGAAUGGCGGGCGGACUGGAUUCUGCGGCAGGCGGCGGCGGAGCUAUCGGCCCUGCGGAGGGCGGUGCCCGGCCUGCGGGAGGGGGACACCGUGGCCGUCUGCGUCGGCCGCUCCGCGCUCUUCGCGCCGGCCCUGCUGGCCGCGCUCUGCUCUGGGGCCGUCUGCGCCGUCGUCAAUGCAGCCCUGCCUCAUGAUAGCCUGCGCCGAGUGCUACACGAGCUGAAGCCCGCAGCAGUGCUGUGCCAACCAGAGUCCGCCGAGUCCGCAUCGGAUGCCAAAACGGCAGACUGCCCGCUGCAGGUGCUGGGGUCUGCUGAGUCGGUAGCUGACGCUCAGCAGCUGCUGAUGCGGAGCGCCCAGGGGCUGCAGGCGGACAACACGGCCCCCGCCGUCGCUCUGCUCAGUUCUGGUACCACGGGGCAUCCCAAGAUCAUCCGCACACCUCGCCUCAACUUGGCCUUAUCGAUGCGCUUACUAGCGCGAAGCGAUGCACUGUUCGGAGACGACGACAUCUUGUUGUCCACAACUGGAUUCUCCUGGAUUACUGGAACGCUGUUCACGCUCUGGAGUAUCGACACCGGGAUGAAAUUCGUCGUGACGCCCGAAUUCAGUCCUCAAACUGUACUGGACCACAUCGAGAGAUCCGAGCCCACCGUGAUGUUCAUGCCGCCGAACCAGUGGCUGUCGCUGCUGCGCCAUGCUCCGGAGGGCCGGCUGCGGUCUGCGCUGCAGCGGCUGCGCGUGGGCGUGACAGCAGGGGCGGCGCUCAAGGCAGAGGCGCACGCCUGGAUCGAGGCGCGCACGGGCCGGCCGCUGAUACAGUGGUACGGCCAGACCGAGGCCUUCCACCUGUGCAUGGCGCUCAACCGUCGCCCCCCAGUGCCACCUGGCUCCGUGGGCCGGGUCAAUGACGGGGUGCAAGCCAAGGUACUGCAUACUGCUACACACUGGCCGGGCGUGUGA
Schistocerca americana (American grasshopper) is the source of this 1125-nucleotide messenger RNA. RefSeq names its product acetyl-coenzyme A synthetase 1-like. Gene Ontology annotation, biological process: fatty-acyl-CoA biosynthetic process; long-chain fatty acid metabolic process. NCBI's taxonomy places the organism in Eukaryota, Metazoa, Arthropoda, Insecta, Orthoptera, Acrididae. The record is from RefSeq and is a predicted model, not a curated record. The transcript is spliced from 5 exons. Gene Ontology annotation, molecular function: long-chain fatty acid-CoA ligase activity. Bases 1 to 1125 code for a protein of 374 amino acids.